CUCUCACUAAACCCCAUCAACCCCAUCAACCCUAAACCCAAAUCCGCCGACUCGACCGAUUGGAUCGCUUCUACCCUCACCCGCCGAUUCGGCCUCGGUGCCGGCCUCGCCUGGGCCGGCUUCCUCUGCGCCGGCGUCGUCUCCGAGCAGAUCAAAACCCGCUUCGAGGCCUCGCAGCAGCAAUCCAACACGAAAGAUGUCGACAAGGAAGAGGAGGUCACGCUUCCGAAUGGCAUCAGUUAUUACGACAUCCGAGUGGGCGGUGGAGCGAUUCCGAGAUCUGGAGAUCUCGUCGUCAUUAAUCUGAAGGGUAAGGUUUUCGAUGGCGGUGACGUCUUUGUGGAUACUUUUGGGGAUGGGAAGAGGCCGUUAGCGUUGGUGAUGGGGUCGAGGCCAUACUCGAGGGGGAUGUGUGAGGGGGUCGAGUAUAUGCUGCGGUCGAUGCGCGCCGGCGGUAGGAGGAGAGUGGUGGUGCCGCCGGAGCUUGGGUUUGGAGACGAAGGGGCGGAUUUUGGGAAUGGGGUUAGGGUUUUUCCGGGGGCGAUAUUGGAGUUCGUUGUGGAGGUCGACAAGGUUUCCAUUGCGCCGUCUUGAGAAAUGUAAAAUGUGUUGUUGUUACUGAAAAUUAUUAGGUCGACGAAGAUAUAUGUCCCCGACAUCAAUAAAAUAUUGACAUGUGGAAUGUACACGUGUUCGCGGAAUUUUAAGUCAAGUGCGUCAAAAGCGUAGGUAAAGCGCAGUCAAAAUGCAGUCCACGUGGCAAGUUUUAAAUGGAUGUCCGAACUUAUUUUUAGGUCCGGUGACUGGACCUAAUAGUUUCAUGUUAUUACACCACAUAUUUUAUGAAGUGGAUGUCACUCUCUAAUAGGAGUAACGGACAUCCAAUUUAGAGCUGUGUUCGAACUCCAAUAAAAAUAUAAAAUAUUAAUUAGUGUAUUAUUAGAUAUUACUGUUUAUUAGUGUGUAUUAGCUGGAUACUAGAUAGUACAUAGUAAUACAUAAUUAAUACACACCAAUACACUGCAAUAUGCAGCAACACAUAAUGUAUUGCUGCGUAUUAAUAUGUAUUGGUGUGUAUUAACUAAGUAUUAC
Messenger RNA from Dendrobium catenatum, 1092 nucleotides. RefSeq names its product peptidyl-prolyl cis-trans isomerase FKBP17-2, chloroplastic. Gene Ontology annotation, cellular component: chloroplast. NCBI's taxonomy places the organism in Eukaryota, Viridiplantae, Streptophyta, Magnoliopsida, Asparagales, Orchidaceae. The annotation marks the transcript as partial. The record is from RefSeq and is a predicted model, not a curated record. Gene Ontology annotation, molecular function: peptidyl-prolyl cis-trans isomerase activity. The transcript has a single exon.